AGCAAUCCCUCCAACUUCAAAUUUCGUGUAGUAGUAGUUUCUUUUUUCAGUUUUCCCCUCUCAUUUCACACGCUUCUUCAUUUCUGAGUCAAAAUUGGCGGAGAAACCUAUUCGGAGGUAUGUGUGAGAGUUGAAUUUGAGUUUCGUCCCAACUGAAACGAAAAUUCCUGAACUUCAAGCAAAUUUUUCACAAAAUGAACCAUCAGAACUAUUCGAUUUCUGAUCAUGUUUCAGUAGAUGACGGUCAGUUUGAUCUGUUUCCAUGUUUACCGGUUGAAGUUUCGUGUAUGAGGAUUAUAUUUGAUCUUCAGUUUCCUGGAAGGUAGUUCUGUUGAAGCAAAGGUCGUCUACUAAAAUUUCUGUGAAAUUUCUCUAACAAAGACAUCGAAAUUUCAAUUGAAUUCGGAUUCUUCCCUUCCCCUGCUUUUGGGAUCGACAAUGGAUACGGAGAGGACAAGGAGCACAGUGUAUGUAGGUUUGAAGAGAAAUUCUAGCACGUCCGGAAGUACAGCAUCUUCGAUGUCAGAAUCAGCCGGUGUGGAUUUCCGGAGGCCGCAGAAUUCCACAACCAAAGCUGCAGCUCAGAAGCUUGCGCAGGUCAUGGCACAUCGACAAACGGAGUACGAUGAUAAUGAUGAGGACGAUGACGAUGACGACCUAUCUUUGGAUUACAAUCCCACCGGAAGCAUUGUUCUUGCAUCCAGGAGCAGAAUGUGGUCUUCUUCUCCUGCGCUAGGUUGUAACUAUCUAGAACAGACUCCAUCUUCUCACUUUUUAUCAGCUAGCCGAUCAUCUCUUGCAAUCAACUCUGCAGCUCGCUUUACAUCAGUUGGUCAAUCAUCUUUUGCGGCCAAUUCUGUAAAGCAACCUUCAUCUGCCCAUUCUGCAUCAGCUGCCCGACCAUUUCAAGUAGCCAAGACAGUACCCAUGGUACCAUCCAGUAUACAGUUAUCAUUAAGGCCACCUACUUUUGUGUCUCCAUCAGAUCCUUCCACUGACCAUCAAAGGGAUAGAAGGCCAUCAGUAGAUUUGGGGAGUUCAAACUUGAGAGAAACUGGGAAUCUGCCUUCUAUUUUUGCCCUUCAAGAUGAGCUUGAUAUGCUACAAGAAGAGAAUGAAAGUAUAAUCGAAAAGCUUCAACUUGCAGAGGAGAGAUGUGUGGAAGCAGAGGCCAGAGCUAGACAGUUUGAGGAACAGGUUGCUUCAGUUGGAGAAGGCUUAUCUUUUGAGGCCCGUCUCUUAAGCAGGAGGGAGGCAUACCUGCUGCAAAGGGAGGGUGCUUUGAAAGAUGCAGAACAGACUCAUGAUGUUAAAAAUGUACAGGUUUCAACCCUUCGAUUAGAAGCAGAGACUGCAAAGGAUGAGGCAGAAUCUUCUUUGGAACAACUCCAUGAGGCUGAAUAUGAAAUUAAAUCUCUUCAGACGUUGACACAGAGAUUGAUACUCUCUCAGGAAGAGAUGGAAGAGGUGGUUCUUAAGAGGUGUUGGCUUUCUCGACAUUGGAAUUUAUGUUUUCAAUAUGGUAUUCAUGCAGAGAUUGCUUCAGAAAAAUAUGAGUUUUGGUCAUCCUUAGCCCCUCUUCCUCUUGAAGUUGUAUUAUCCGCUGGACAGAAAGCCAAAGAGGAAAGCUCAGUAGAGAAAAAUGAUGUAGAGGAAAGGGAUAAAGAUCCACGUGACUUGAAUGAACUAUCUGGAGAGGGAAAUAUUGAGAGCAUGCUUUUAGUUGAAAAAGGAAUGCGGGAGCUAGCUUCACUAAAGGUUGAGGAUGCUGUAAUGCUUGCAAUGGCUCAACAUCGCCUGCCUCAUUUAUUGAAGUAUGAUCAACGAGUCUCAGGUGCAGAUGAUCUGAAGCUAACAGUGGAUAAUCAACUUCUUCUAGAAGCAUGCGAACUGAGCGAGGAGGAAUCUCAAGAUGUGGCUUUCAAACAAGCUUGGCUUAUAUAUUUCUGGAGGAGGGCAAAAAAUCAUGGAUUGGAACAGGACAUCACGGAUGAGCGUUUGCAAUUUUGGAUCAUCAACAGUACUAGGUCACCCACCCCAUAUGAUGUAGUUGACGUUGAGCGAGGUCUAAUGGAGCUAAGGAAGUUAGGGAUUGAAACACGAUUGUGGGAGGAAUCCCGCAGAGUAAUCGACCCAGGUUUCUCCCAUUCCAAAAUCUCAUUCGACUCCUAUUUGUGAUUAUCACAUCAUGUAGUCAAUACUGAGUUCAUUUUCAUUCUCAUGAUCUCAUCUCUUUCCUCUCAUGUCUAUGUUUCUUCCAUAUUAAGGCUGAAACGCAGUACGCAGGGAAUCAAGACUGAUUAUAAGAAACUUCAUUCUAAUCAAUUUUUUUGUAUGUAAUUUGUACACAUCCGAUAUGUAUUGAAAUCGGUCACCGCCAGUACCAUUGGCCGAUAUGAUACAAUAACAAUAAAUUUAGCCUUAUUCCUACUGAA
This is a messenger RNA of Macadamia integrifolia, 2435 nucleotides long. Its product is annotated as coiled-coil domain-containing protein SCD2-like. The transcript is spliced from 17 exons. Gene Ontology annotation, biological process: cytokinesis by cell plate formation. The record is from RefSeq and is a predicted model, not a curated record. Lineage: Eukaryota; Viridiplantae; Streptophyta; Magnoliopsida; Proteales; Proteaceae. Bases 439 to 2178 code for a protein of 579 amino acids.